AUGGACGAGGGUCUGACGGAGAUGCAGAGGAGGUUGGCUGAUUAUAGGAGCUACCUAUGGAAAGAGGGUAUCCUGGAUUCUCAGUACUUACAGCUUCAUGAACUGCAAGAUGAGAGCAACCCGGGUUUUGUAGUGGAAGUGGCGUCUCUUUUCUUGACUGACUCUGAGAAGCUGCUCGAGGAUCUCGCCAGCGAUCUAGUUCGGCAAGAUGUGGACUUCCAAAGGGUAGACGCCCAUGUCGACCGGUUGGAGGGCGGCAGUCGUAGCAUAGGAAUACCGAGACUUAAGAAUGCCUGCAUGGCCUUCCGCAACCUCCGCAACUCCUGUCAGGAGAUAAACAUUCCUGGGUAA
Eucalyptus grandis is the source of this 351-nucleotide messenger RNA. RefSeq names its product histidine-containing phosphotransfer protein 1. Gene Ontology annotation, cellular component: nucleus; cytoplasm. Lineage: Eukaryota; Viridiplantae; Streptophyta; Magnoliopsida; Myrtales; Myrtaceae. Gene Ontology annotation, molecular function: protein histidine kinase binding; histidine phosphotransfer kinase activity. Gene Ontology annotation, biological process: phosphorelay signal transduction system; cytokinin-activated signaling pathway; phosphorylation. The record is from RefSeq and is a predicted model, not a curated record. The transcript has 4 exons. Bases 1 to 351 code for a protein of 116 amino acids.